AGAGACGAGGAAAAUUGCCCAGCCCUUCCUCAUGCUUGUUCCUGUUCAGAAGCUAAUAAGGGUCCCCUUGGACCUCCUGGACCACCGGGUGGUCCAGGUGUCAGAGGUGCCAAAGGUCAUCGUGGCGAUCCAGGUCCAAAGGGACCAGAUGGACCUCGAGGUGAAAUUGGUGUUCCUGGACCACAAGGACCUCCAGGACCACAAGGACCCAGUGGACUUUCUAUUCAAGGGCUUCCAGGUGUCCCAGGAGCAUCAGGUUCACCUGGAAGAGAUGGAGCUCAAGGUCAAAGGCUUGGUGUCACCUGUUCAUCUCCAGGUUAAUAAAGACCUGAAGCUGAUGGACAUUUGGAUUUUUGCCACCAUGCUGUCUAAUCUUGGUCAUAGCCAGGUUGAGGGCCUUCCUGGCAAAGAUGGACCCACAGGCCCACAAGGACCUCCUGGCCCAAUGGGCAUACCUGGUGCUCCGGGUGUUCCAGGCGUUACUGGAAGCCAGGGGCCACAAGGUGAUGUUGGAGCUCCUGGUCCUCCUGGAGCUAAGGGUGAAAGGGGUGAGCGGGGUGAUCUCCAGUCCCAAGCAAUGGUGCGUGCUGUUGCUCGGCAAGUGUGUGAACAACUCAUCCAGGGUCAUAUGGCAAGAUAUAACUCAAUUCUGAACCAGAUUCCAAGCCAGUCUGUCUCAACACGAACCAUCGCAGGACCUCCUGGUGAGCCAGGUCGGCCUGGGGCUCCAGGGCCACAGGGUGAACAAGGAUCACCAGGCAUGCAAGGGUUUCCAGGAAGCCCUGGUCAACCUGGAAGACCAGGAGAAAGAGGUUUACCAGGCGAGAAAGGAGAAAAAGGCAAUCCAGGUGUUGGAACACAAGGACCCCGAGGCCCACCAGGAUCUACAGGACCCCCAGGAGAAAGUCGAACUGGUAGUCCGGGACCGCCAGGUUCUCCAGGCCCACGAGGUCCCGCCGGGCACAUGGGGCCUCCGGGCUCACCGGGUCCUUCUGGCCCGCCGGGGUACUGCGAUCCAUCCUCCUGCGCUGGUUACGGCAUGGGAGGUGGAUACGGUGAGCCAACUGAUCAAGACAUCCCAGUAGUGCAGUUGCCACAUAACUCCUACCAAAUCUAUGACCCUGAGGACCUUUAUGAUGAGUUUACUCCUGUUCGAGAAGAGACGGAAGCCGUUGAACUGAGAUCCCCGGGAAUUAGUCGCUUCACAAGGAAGAUAGCCAAAAGGAGUGUCAAGACUCCGGUACGCAAAAGGGCGAGUGGAAAAAAACCCUCUCAAUGAACUGUUUAAAAAAGGGAAACAUUUUAUGUGCGUCUGUGUUUGGCCUUUUGUCCAGGUGCCUAACCUGUCACGGAAGAUGUUUACAGGCUCUUAUAUUAAAGGAGAAAAAAAAUGUACAUGACCCGUUGACACAACAAAUAAUGGUAAUUAUCUUGCAUGCCAGAAACUUAGUAUGCUAGUGGGUUGGUGCUAGAUGAUGAUGAAAGGUCACUUUUAGAUCUUUCUCUGGAGUACUGCUCCAUACACUAUUCAAACUGUAUCUAAAAAUCCGCAUCAGGCUAGUUGGUG
Pelecanus crispus (Dalmatian pelican) is the source of this 1567-nucleotide messenger RNA. The record is from RefSeq and is a predicted model, not a curated record. NCBI's taxonomy places the organism in Eukaryota, Metazoa, Chordata, Aves, Pelecaniformes, Pelecanidae.